Messenger RNA from Benincasa hispida (wax gourd), 564 nucleotides. The record is from RefSeq and is a predicted model, not a curated record. NCBI's taxonomy places the organism in Eukaryota, Viridiplantae, Streptophyta, Magnoliopsida, Cucurbitales, Cucurbitaceae.
AUGUCGUCCACUUCAGAUAGCCAGAAUCAGAGCAUUAGCUUUGGCAACGACUCUCAACGACCGACCGUUUCUAAACCUUCCUCAGCCCCUACCAAAGCCUCCAAAACCAUUGUUACCCCUCCAGCCAAGAUCCUUCAACCUAAACCUAAAACCCCUCAACAAAAACCCAAAUCUGCCCCCAAGCCAAGGGCCAAGACACCGGCAAAACCUAGGACGCGUCCAUCAUCUACGAUUGCAUCUAAACCCUACACCAAGCCUGCACCACCACCAAUUAUCCCUAACAUCACUAUGGUGGGUGCAACGCACGACCCAUUCCCAGCCUAUGCCCAUAACGCACCGUCACUAGCAGUGCAUCCACCACCUUCAUUUUCUAUCGAACCCUUAGCCAUCAUCUAUCCUGUGGAAUCGGAUGCGUCGAGCCAACCAUCUCCUUCGCCCAUCCUCAUAUCUUCCCCUGGGAUGCCUUACACCCCAAUGGGCACCCCUCCAUUCACUCCACCCAUACCACCCUCUAACAGUCCUGCGUCAGAGCACAAUCUUGAAGAGUUGACAGGGCUGGCUUGA